Messenger RNA from Naegleria fowleri, 1176 nucleotides. RefSeq lists its product as uncharacterized. The record is from RefSeq and is a predicted model, not a curated record. The transcript has a single exon. Lineage: Eukaryota; Heterolobosea; Eutetramitea; Acrasida; Naegleriidae. The coding region runs from base 1 to 1176 and encodes 391 amino acids.
AUGAUUGGUCACCUCAUCAACACAAUUAAUUUCGUUUCCCUACUUGGAGUAUUCGCUGUGAACCUGUUCUUCACAGAGAGUUCCCUCUCAAAUUUCAUUCGAACCUUUAUUGUUGAUCAGAAAGGACUUCUCCUCUUCACACAAUACAUUCCCUCUGAACAGUAUUCAAGACUCAUUCACAGUGCUCUCACUUCCUAUGUUGGAAAUGCAAAAACCAUUGAGGCUGUGAGUGCCAAAUACGACACGGCUUUCACUCCCUCACAUUUCACAUUUGGUAUUUGGGCUGUGAUUUAUUCAGCGCUCUUUCUCUUUAGCUUCCUCUCAAUCAUUAAUACGAAACGAGCCGAGAGUGAGAGAAUUGGUCGUGUCGUAGGUCCAUGGUUUUUACUUGCCAACAUUCUUAAUGUUUGUUGGGUCUUGGCUUUUUGUUUUGAUAAGAUUUUCCUUUCACAUUUGAUCUUCAUGUCCUUGUGGAUGAAUUUGUUCGUCAUUUACUCGAGUGCCAUUCGUACUCGAUAUGGAAAGGAAUUGGCUCAUGAAUUUCCAUUGUGGGUUCGUUUACCUUUUACACUCUACUUGGCUUGGGCAACCAUGGAAUUGUUGGCAUCGUUUCUCCUUGUUCUCAAAUAUGAUGUCAUCAAACCAUUUAGUGAUGUCUUUUCCAAGCAAAAAGAUACUCUCUAUUUGUUUAAUAUUGAUUUCUCUCAUCCUGUUCUGUCACUGGUUUCCAUGUGUGGUUAUGUUGCCAAUUUAUUGAAUGAAGAGCAAUGGGCAGCCACAAUGGUUACCAUCUCCUCAGUGAUUGCAUUGUGGUUUUCCAAGUUUAAGAGAGAUUUCACCUUUGUGGGAGUGGUGUUGUGGACUCAAGUCGGAAUUUUCUUGAGACAUUAUUCGCGAGCAUUUGUUACCAUUAGUAGUAGUGCCCCCAACGUGACAACUCAACCUGCAACUCCAACUGUGAUGCAAUGGAGUGAGUCCCUUCUCAUUGUUACAUGUCUUACGAAUAUGGCAUUAAUGACAUUUGAAUUUUUGUUUUCAGUUUGGGAGGUAUUGUCACCCUCUGCCACCGUCACUAUCGAGAGAAUCAUCGAAGAAGCUGAAGAACCAAAAGGAUCCAGGCUUGAUAUUGAGUUCACUGGUCCUUCCCAAAAGAAGAAGAAAAGUAAGGUUCUUUAA